Messenger RNA from Scophthalmus maximus (turbot), 3207 nucleotides. Its product is annotated as gap junction alpha-3 protein-like. The record is from RefSeq and is a predicted model, not a curated record. Bases 682 to 1758 code for a protein of 358 amino acids. Gene Ontology annotation, biological process: cell communication. Gene Ontology annotation, cellular component: connexin complex. Lineage: Eukaryota; Metazoa; Chordata; Actinopteri; Pleuronectiformes; Scophthalmidae. The transcript has 3 exons.
AGUUGCCCCGUCACUCACUCUUAACAAGCAAGUAGAGUGGCUUUGAUAGUUUAUAUUGGAGAGUUUGCCCAGAGCCAAAUUUAACCUCGAGGAGUGGGGGGUGGCUUGGGGGCACACAUGGUAGAGAGCGCAUCCAGCAGGCUACAGUAUGUGUGUGUGUGUGUGUUGUGGUCAGUGGAAGACCCCGGGGCCUGGAUCCUGAUUCCUGCCUGAGCUGUGUCUGAAGACAGAAGACUGAGUCAGGGGGUUUUGGUGGUGUGGACAGAGACUGUGGCCACUUUUCCUGUCCAUUCAAGGGCAUCGCUGGGGGCCCGGAGAUCAACUCUGCACCGAGGCCCGUCGGUGAAGCAGGGCGGCCUCAUGGACCCUCAAAGACGUGCAGUGCUUCACCACAGGGGAUUUAUUAGCUGACAAGUUCGUGUGGAUCAUGUUGCUGCCGCUCGGGUCAUGAAGGCCAGGAGCCGCAAACUCAUGACUGGAACCUAUCCCCCCACCCCCCACCACCACCACCACCCAGCCCUGUCCACACUUGCCAAAUAUAUACCCUCCUAAAGUAAAUAUAAUCCCGUCUGAGUCCACGUGGAAAAGGCCACUACCUGCUACACUCAGUCACUUGGCUCCCUAGAGACUCAUUUUGUCUGAGCUGUGCUGAACUUGGCCUCGGUCUGAGCUCACACAGCCAUGGGGGACUGGAACCUGCUGGGGAAGCUUCUAGAAAAAGCCCAGGAACACUCCACCGUGGUGGGGAAAGUGUGGCUCACCGUCCUGUUCAUCUUCCGCAUCUUGAUCCUGAGCGCUGCGACAGAGAAGGUGUGGAGCGACGAGCUGUCGGGCUUCACCUGUGACACCAAGCAGCCCGGUUGCGAGAAUGUGUGCUACGACGUCACCUUCCCCAUCUCCCACGUCCGCUUUUGGGUGCUGCAGAUCAUCUUCGUGUCCACGCCAACGUUGAUCUACCUGGGGCACAUCCUCCAUCUGGUGCGCAUGGAGGACAAGCAUAAAGAGAGGGAGAGAAAACUCCCUCAUCACCCAGACAAGCAGGCCCUCAUUGUAGACGUUCAUCACAAAAAGGCUCUGGUGAGGGACGACCACGGCAGAGUGCGCCUUCAGGGGGAGCUCUUGCGCACAUAUGUUUUUAAUGUGGUCUUUAAGACCCUGUUUGAGGUGGGCUUCAUUGUGGCUCAGUAUCUCUUGUACGGCUUUGAGCUGAAGCCCAUGUACACAUGUGACAGGCCACCCUGCCCUAAUGUGGUAAACUGCUACAUAUCCCGUCCCACUGAGAAAACCAUCUUCAUCAUCUUCAUGCUGGCGGUGGCCAGCUUGUCUCUGUUCCUCAACCUCAUAGAGAUCUACCACCUGGGCUUCACCAAGUGUCGCCAGGGCAUCACGUGCAACAGAGGGCGACGGCCCACUGGGAGUGUCUCCAAGGAGCCCAGCGAUGCCGCUGUGCCCUUUGCACCGAGUUACGAGGACUACUUCCACCAGGUCCAGCCUGCCUACCCUCCCGUGCCCAGCUACGACCUCUCCCCUCUGUCUGAGGGCACAGACUCGUCCUUCCACCCCUACAACAGCAAGGCGGCUUACAGACAGAAUAAGGACAACUUGGCGGUGGAGAGGAGCAGCAGCAAGCCAGAGGAAUGUGACCUGAAAGGCGAGAAGGGAGCAGGAUCAGCCCCUGGGUCACCUACGCAGGCCCGGCCCGGCCGCAGUGCCAAACACAGCAACAACAAGACUAGAAUAGACGAUCUGAAGAUAUGAGGAGGUUUAGGUUUCUCUGAGGGGUCUUAAAUUGUUGUGAGAUGAUCGUAUGUUUGGACACAUCCAUACAUGUUGAGCUGGCUCCCCUCUUUAAGAUGGCACAGGUUUGACUCAUUCCAACUUUUUGAGGGGAGUGACAUUUAUUGGGCACACAAAGACGCUGCAGCUGUACUGUGAUUUGGAAAGACUGUGGCGCAACAAAAACUUUUCUAAUGAACCUAGACGGAUUUUAUUUUUGCCCCAUCACCCUUUAUCUAUCCCUUUUUUUUCUCGAAAAAACCUGAUUGGAUUUCAUAUUAGAUUGUAGCAUAAAUGGUUUAUGAUACAACGCCCUAUUUUCAGUUGAGAUUUCAAUUGUGUAUGUUUCCACUAUUCACCAUUAUAACUGAGAAUCUAACAAAACAUGAUCUGCUCAGGUUUGACAUCUUUUAACUUAUUUUUUCUCUCUCUCUCAGUGUGUGAUGAAUGUGCCCAAACUUUGGGAACAAGAAUCCGUCGCAGAAACUUGUCCAGCGCUAACCUGACCUCAUUUAAGGAAAUCAGUUAAGACGGUUAGUUAAAUUUAACUUCCUUUAACUCUUCUGAGGUCACCACCUUGCACAGUUCACUUGCUCCGACUUGAAGUGAAGAGUUGUGCAAUACCUGACAACACAUUGGACACUGGAGUCCCUGUAACUAAUUCCAGGACGUGCCUCAAAAGAAAUUGCACUGGUCUCAGGAGUUCCCACAUUUGUGCUGUCUCCUUUUGUAGCGACAGCCAGCAAAUACAUAAUCAUAAGCACAUUGUUUUGUUUAUCCUUGUUUAUGUCCGUGUUUGUAUCGUUAGUUUUCUGUAAAGCACUUGGCGACGACCAUGUUUGUGAAAAUGUUUGGAAUAAAAACCUGUCUUAAAUUUGCAAAGUUAACAGUGCAUUUGGAAGAUUGAGUCCUCAACAGGGGGAAAAAGGUGGUAAGUAUGUCACAACUGUAACUGAGGCUGAGAAAAAAGUAAACACUGGUAGUGUGUAAUAGUCACACCAAGCAAUGCCAACAUAUAGUGAAGCUCUGCAGCCAUUCAACGAUAUUUCAAGAAUAAAAAUGUACAUUUACUGAACACUGAAGGUCAGAAAUUCGACUCUGACAGGCGUAAGUUGACUCAUCGGUAUCUGCACACAAACAUUUCAACCUGUUCGAAACGUGAAGGCUUUCCUGUCCAACACAUGCACGUCUCACUCUCAUCUGUGCCGGGAAAGCACAGCACACACACACGCGUGCACACACACACACACACACACACACCCCCCUGUUAUGGAAACCUUGAAAAUAAUGACAUUGCAUGUUAAUGAUGAGGAAGCUCUCUCAUAUCUUUGGACCAGUAUGUUCAUGAUUUCCUGUAAAUGUAUGGGAAGGGCAAAUGUGAUUUUUUUGUUUCUUUCUCUCACUUAAAUGUAUUAAAAACAAAAGAGUUCA